AUGGAUGAGUGGAAACCCAACCCCGUCGUCAAGCCCCACAAGAAGCGGAGCUGGUACCUUGCCUGGAAGUACAAGCUGAUGAACCAGCGUGCGCUGCGGAAGCUGUGCCAGACAGGUGCUGUGCUUUUCCUGCUUGUGACUGUAAUUGUGAACAUCAAGCUGAUCUUGGACACCAGGAGAGCUGCUUAUGAGGAGGAAGAGGAGUCUGCACAGGACUACGAUGACGAGAUGCUGAAUGUGGAGGCCCCUAGGCACCCUGUCAGCAACAAGAAGGUCUUGGAUGUCGAGGUAUACUCCAGCCGGUCAAAGGUCUACGUGGCUGUGGAUGGGACAACAGUCCUGGAAGAUGAGGCCCGGGAGCAGGGAAGAGGGAUCCACGUCAUCGUCUUAAAUCAAGCUACGGGUCACGUGAUGGCCAAGAGGGUCUUUGACACCUAUUCUCCCCAUGAGGAUGAAGCCAUGGUACUUUUCCUCAACAUGAUUGCCCGGGGCCGGAUCCUGAUCUUCACCAUUAAGGAUGAAGGCUCCUUUCACCUCAAGGACACAGCCAAGAAUGUCCUGAAAAGCCUAGGGAGCCAAGUUGCACCAUUCCUGAGCUGGAGAGACAUGUGGACAUUUGUGGGGAAGAAGGGAGGGGAAGUGUACGGGGAGAAGCACGCCAAGUCACCUGCCCUCUCGACGUGGGGUGACCCUGUACUGCUGAAGACAGAAGUUCAUCUGACAUCCGUGGAAGAUGCUGAGUGCCAUUGGCCUGACACAGACGUGAACCGCCGCCGAAAGAGGUUCUGCAGCAAAGUAGAAGGUUAUGGUAGCGUCUGCAGCUGCAAAGACCCCACACCCAUUGAGUUCAACCCUGAUCCCCUCAAAGACAAUAAAGUCUUCGAUGUGCCUGUAGCUGUUAUUGCAGGGAACCGCCCCAACUACCUGUACAGGAUGCUGCGCUCCUUGCUGUCGGCUCAGGGCGUCAAUCCGCAGAUGAUCACAGUCUUCAUCGAUGGGUACUACGAGGAGCCAAUGGAUGUUGUGGAGCUGUUUGGCCUCUCAGGAAUCCAGCACACUCCCAUCAGCAUUAAAAAUGCCAGAGUUUCCCAGCACUACAAAGCCAGUCUGACUGCAACCUUCAACCUGUUCCCGGAUGCUAAAUUCGCUGUGGUUCUGGAAGAAGACCUUGACAUUUCUGUUGACUUCUUCAGCUUUCUGAGCCAGUCCAUACACCUUCUGGAGGAGGACGAGAGCCUGUACUGCAUCUCGGCUUGGAACGACCAGGGCUAUGAGCACACGGCUGAGGACCCCUCACUCCUGUACCGCGUGGAGACCAUGCCAGGCCUGGGCUGGGUGCUCCGGAAGAGCCUAUACAAGGACGAGCUGGAGCCAAAGUGGCCAACCCCGGAGAAGCUCUGGGACUGGGACAUGUGGAUGCGGAUGCCCGAGCAGCGGAAGGGCCGGGAGUGCAUCAUCCCUGACAUCUCGCGCUCCUACCACUUCGGCAUCGUGGGGCUCAACAUGAAUGGCUACUUUCACGAAGCCUAUUUCAAGAAGCACAAGUUCAACACGGUUCCGAAUGUCCAGCUUAAAAACGUGGAGAGCUUGAGGAAGGAUGCCUACGAGACUGAAAUUCACCGCCUCCUGGGUGAGGCUGAGGUCUUGGACCACAGCAAGAACCCCUGCGAGGACUCCUUUGUGCCCGACACUGAGGGCAAGGUCUACGUCAUGUUCAUCAGGAUGGAGCAGGAAGCAGAUUUCACCACCUGGACUCAGCUUGCCAAGUGCCUCCACAUCUGGGACCUGGACGUCCGUGGGAACCACAAGGGGCUGUGGCGGCUCUUCCGCAAGAAGAACCACUUCCUCGUGGUGGGGGUCCCUGCCUCCCCCUACUCGUCCAAGAAGCCCUCAUCGGUGACGCCGAUCUACAUGGAGCCCCCAGCCAAGGAGGAGGGGGCGGUGGCAGUGCCAGUGGUUGCUGCAGCAGAGCAGACGUGA
Messenger RNA from Opisthocomus hoazin, 1980 nucleotides. The record is from RefSeq and is a predicted model, not a curated record. NCBI's taxonomy places the organism in Eukaryota, Metazoa, Chordata, Aves, Opisthocomiformes, Opisthocomidae.